Molecule: messenger RNA, 3825 nt
Organism: Prinia subflava (tawny-flanked prinia)
Lineage: Eukaryota; Metazoa; Chordata; Aves; Passeriformes; Cisticolidae
Gene: CDC14A
Product: cell division cycle 14A
Exons: 16
Coding region: 137-2050 (637 amino acids)
Biological process (GO): protein dephosphorylation; regulation of exit from mitosis; positive regulation of cytokinesis
Cellular component (GO): centrosome; mitotic spindle; cytoplasm
Molecular function (GO): protein tyrosine phosphatase activity; protein serine/threonine phosphatase activity; protein tyrosine/serine/threonine phosphatase activity
Source: RefSeq, a predicted model, not a curated record
CGGGGCUCAUUCUGGGCUCCGCUGCCGCUCCUAUGCGGGCUGCGGCCGCCGCGCUCGCAGCACCGUGGGCCCUGGCGGGCGGCCCCUCCGGGCAGCGGGUCGCGUCCCGGCCCCGCCGGCGCUGCCCCGGAGCGCCAUGAGCUCGGAGCCGCCCCGCGCCUCGCUGCUCCGCGCCCUCUUUAAGAUGGAGCCGGCGGCGGCCGCCUCCGAAGUGCUGGGGGGAGCCUCGGAGUUCGUGAAAGAUCGGUUGUACUUCGCUACUUUACGAACUAAACCGAAAAGUACCGUAAAUACCCAUUACUUCUGUACCGAUGAGGAACUGAUCUAUGAAAAUUUCUAUGGAGAUUUUGGACCUUUAAAUUUGGCAAUGUUAUACAGAUACUGCUGUAAACUAAAUAAGAAAUUAAAGUAUUUCAGUCUAUCAAGAAAGAAGAUUGUGUACUACACCACUUUUGACCAGCGGAAGCGAGCGAAUGCAGCAUUUUUAAUAGGUGCAUAUGCUGUUAUAUACUUGAAGAAAACACCAGAAGAAGCUUACAGGACACUUGUAUCUGGAUCUAAUCCACCAUAUCUUCCAUUUAGGGAUGCUUCAUUUGGGAACUGCACAUACAAUCUUACGAUCUUGGACUGUUUACAGGGAGUAAAUAAGGCCGUGCAGCAUGGAUUUUUUGACUUUAAGACAUUUGAUGUGGAUGAAUAUGAACACUAUGAGCGAGUGGAAAAUGGUGACUUCAACUGGAUUAUUCCAGGAAAAUUUUUGGCUUUUAGUGGACCACACCCAAAAAGCAAACUUGAAAAUGGUUAUCCUCUUCAUGCACCUGAAGCCUACUUUCCCUAUUUCAAGAAGCAUAACGUCACAUCAAUCAUAAGACUAAACAAAAAGAUUUAUGAGGCAAAACGCUUCACUGAUGCUGGUUUUGAACAUUAUGAUCUGUUCUUCAUCGAUGGCAGCACACCAAGUGACAGUAUAGUGCAGAGGUUCCUGAACAUCUGUGAAAAUGCUGAUGGUGCCAUUGCAGUACAUUGUAAAGCUGGCCUGGGGAGAACAGGAACGCUGAUUGCCUGUUACAUAAUGAAGCACUACAAGUUCACACACGCUGAAGCCAUUGCUUGGAUACGAAUAUGUCGCCCGGGCUCUAUUAUAGGACCCCAGCAACACUUCUUGGAAGAGAAGCAAGCAAUGUUGUGGCGGGAGGGAGAUCUCAUCCGAUCAAAGCAGAAACAGCGAGGGGUUGAUGGAAACAUUAACAGAGUUCUUUGUGGCUUGAAUGACAUUUCCAUCAGUGACAGUCUGAAUAAAGCACAAGACUUGGAUCAGUGCAAGGAGAAUGAUUCUGAUGACAAAGAUGUGGACGCUCAGAAUGGGAUGACACAGGGAGAUAAGCUGAAUGCCUUAAAAAGUCGGAGACAGCCUUGUUCCCUUACAACUGGAGCUCUGAGCCAACCUGAGACACACAGAUAUGAUUUGGCAGAGGGGAAAGGAUUUUUAUCCUUGGAUAAAGAUUGCUGCUUUUGUUUCUUUAGGCUGCAAGACAUGAAACUGCACACCAGGUCAUUUUCACAACCUUUCAGACUGAAUACUUCAGGUAGCACAGAAGGAUCCAUAUCUCCUCUGAAGGCCUCCAGAGUGGUAGCAGUUACUUCACCAUCUGCAGAAAGAAUAAGCAGACUUUCCAUGUCCUCAGGCUCUAAUCUUAAAAGCGUUUCCAUAAACUCCAGACUAGCCAGUUCUCUAGGGAACCUGUAUGCUGCUUCAGAUGAUGAUGAGAGCAAAAUGACAUCACUGUCCUCUAGGACAGGUUUUUCUGUAAGCCAUAUCUCCAGUCACCUGAAUAGCAGCUUGCAGCUGCCACACAGAAAAAACCAUGAACUGAACAACAACUUAUACAACAGAAACAGCAGUAGUGGCACCAACCUGGGCAGCCCAAGCAGUUUUCACAGCGCCGUGGCAGAUGAGUACGCGCCAGCCUUCCUUUAUGGGCCUUACAGCUCCUCCAGCACCCUACCAGAGUCCAUUCCUUCCCUUCAGUCUGAGUAUGUUCAGUACUAAAGCCUUGCUGCUUUGGUGAAACCUGCUGAACUCUUCAAAUCGACGUCCUUCAUGGUGGAGAAGAACUGAAGAAAAAAAGCUGCUCAUUAAAAGGAGGAACCUUCAAUGAAAGAUGUAUCAAAACCUUAACACCAAGAGGAUACUUCUUAACAGGCAGAAAUUUAUUGUUAAUGACUACUGGAGAUGCACUGAAGUUGAAUUUAUGGAAGUUACUACCCAUAUUAUAUACAAAUUUAAAUUUUUUAUGCUGAGACAGCUUGAAUAUAUUUCUAAUGAAUUUCAUUAAGACAUUUAUUAACUUGUGUACAGUGUUAAAAUAUGUAUUAAGAGAAUAUUUUGGUAAGCUAUAUAUAAAAAUUAUGUAAAAACUAGAAUAUAUUUUAAUUUAGUGUCUACUUUGCUACAGAAAUGUGUAUUUUAAAGAAUUUGUACAUGUUUAUCAAAGAUAUACAUUUUUUUAUGGACAAGAGAUUUUGUUUGUUUUAUGGGUCCAUCAUUAUUGCUUAGAGCCUAAUGUAAUUUACUUUUUUACUAAUUGGUCUUCUGGUAAUUUGAUGGAAGUCUUACUAGUGAGAGAUUUGUUAUUACAGUCUCUACUAAAAGCACUCGAUACAUAGUCUGCUUUCCACUUCUGGCUGCUAAUGUUUCUUAAGGAAACACUAUGAAAGAAAAAGAAAGGGAAAAUAGUUGUUGAGAUGUGAUGUAAUUACGUCUUCUACUGCAAAAAAAAAAAAAAGUAAUUUAUGUGGUGACUCAGUUGUACAAUUAACACUCUUUCAAUUUGUCUUAAAGGAUUUUUGUUUUCUGUGUAGAAUGUUAACUUUUGCUAUGCAAUAUAUGCUGCAAAAAUGAAGGCAGACCAAACUGAAGUUGGUACAAAUGUACAGUGAAUUAGGUGGCACUGCAUACUUGCAGGCUUUUAACCUACAUUUGGCAGUAUGUGUACAGUUUCCUUAGCAACACACAGUAAAUGUUGGACAUAAAUUAAAUUUUUAUCUGUCAGUUGGAUGCUUUGUAAACCUUUACAUUUGUUGUUAAGCAUAUGGCUGAGGUAGCUUCCUGUAUUGUUGAAGGCUUUUGUCACAGUAAAAAUUCUCUUUACUCUGUGGAAGUACAGGUCAGACAGAUGUGAUCAGGAACGAGGCUUAGGAUGAAAUGGUGUUACAGGGAGGCUCUAAAGAUCAUGUGGAAAAUGUUCAGAACUUACCAGUGCAUGGUAAGGAAAAGAAUAUAAGCAGCUGUGAGGAUUUGAUUUGCCCCUCCUGUACAAGACAAAACCAAAACAGAUUCGUUACCUGUUUGUUUUUCCAAUAUCUGCAGAAACUUGAAAAUAAAAGUUGGAUUGUCAGUUGUUCGGGAAGACCUGUGAACACCCUGCAUUUGCUUUACAACUGAAAGUUAAGUGCUACAUCAUUUUUUAAAAGAAUUAGAUCACAAAUUGCUAUGGAAAGUUGUACUGAAAGUGUUAAAAAGCGAUACUGAGAGCAGCUGUAAAAAUCAAAAUCACUGAAUAAAAUUUACAUGCAAUAAUGUACAUUUUUGCAACUGUGUAUAUGUAACAUAUACACAUACAAAGUAGCAUAUGUGUGUGCAUAUAUAUACAAUAUACUGUAUAUGAAUUGUAGAUUAAUGGUAAGGGAAUUCUACCUCUCAAAGAAUUUUCUCAUGUACUUUGUUAUAAAUAGUUUUCCUUAAUUAAAAUACUGAUUAAUUUUGAAAUGUAGAUAUAUAAAUAUACAUGCAGCUAAUUGAUAAUAAAAUGCCUGUAUAAGCCA